AGUGCCGGCGGGGGCCGGAAGUAGCCGAAGCCAGCGGCGGAAGUAGCCGAAGCGGCCGGAGCGAGCGGGCGGGCGGCAAGGCGAGGAGAGAGAGCUGCAGUGGGCCCUACGCGGCCGCUUAAAGCAUGUCGGACUUCGAUGAGUUCGAGCGGCAGCUCAACGAGAAUAAACAAGAGCGGGACAAGGAGAAUCGGCACCGAAAGCGCAGCCACAGCCGUUCUCGGAGCCGUGACCGUAAACGCAGGAGCCGGAGCCGAGACCGACGCAACCGGGACCAGCGCAGCGCCUCCCGGGACAGGCGGCGACGAAGCAAACCUUUGACCAGAGGCGCUAAAGAGGAGCACGGUGGAUUGAUUCGUUCUCCUCGCCAUGAGAAGAAGAAAAAGGUCCGUAAAUACUGGGAUGUGCCACCACCUGGUUUUGAGCAUAUCACCCCAAUGCAGUACAAGGCCAUGCAAGCUGCGGGUCAGAUUCCAGCCACUGCCCUUCUUCCCACCAUGACUCCUGAUGGUCUGGCUGUGACUCCAACACCGGUACCUGUGGUUGGGAGCCAGAUGACUAGACAGGCCAGACGUCUCUACGUGGGCAACAUCCCUUUUGGCAUCACUGAGGAGGCCAUGAUGGAUUUCUUCAACGCUCAGAUGCGCCUGGGUGGACUGACUCAGGCCCCUGGAAACCCAGUCUUGGCUGUGCAGAUUAACCAAGACAAGAAUUUUGCCUUUUUGGAGUUCCGGUCAGUGGAUGAAACUACCCAGGCCAUGGCUUUUGAUGGCAUCAUCUUCCAGGGUCAGUCAUUGAAGAUUCGCAGGCCUCAUGACUACCAGCCACUGCCUGGCAUGUCAGAGAACCCCUCUGUUUAUGUGCCUGGAGUUGUGUCCACCGUGGUCCCUGACUCUGCCCACAAGCUGUUCAUAGGGGGCUUACCCAACUACCUGAAUGAUGACCAGGUAAAGGAGCUUCUGACAUCAUUUGGGCCUCUCAAGGCCUUCAACCUGGUCAAAGACAGUGCCACAGGGCUCUCCAAGGGCUAUGCCUUCUGUGAGUACGUGGACAUCAAUGUCACGGACCAGGCCAUUGCGGGUCUGAAUGGGAUGCAGCUAGGGGACAAGAAGCUGCUUGUCCAGAGGGCGAGUGUGGGAGCCAAGAAUGCCACGCUGGUGAGCCUCCCGAGCACCAUCAAUCAGACACCUGUGACUCUGCAAGUACCAGGCCUCAUGAGUUCUCAGGUGCAGAUGGGCGGUCACCCGACUGAGGUCCUGUGCCUCAUGAACAUGGUGCUGCCGGAAGAGUUGCUUGAUGAUGAGGAGUAUGAGGAGAUUGUGGAGGAUGUGCGAGAUGAAUGCAGCAAGUAUGGGCUUGUCAAGUCCAUUGAGAUCCCCCGGCCGGUGGAUGGCGUCGAGGUGCCUGGCUGUGGAAAGAUCUUUGUGGAGUUCACCUCUGUGUUUGACUGCCAGAAAGCCAUGCAGGGCCUAACCGGCCGCAAGUUCGCCAACAGAGUGGUUGUCACAAAGUACUGUGACCCCGACUCCUACCACCGCCGGGACUUCUGGUAGAGGCGGCUGGGGGAGGGUGGGGCUGGGGCUGGCUGGGGAUGUCUUUUCCCCUGCCUGUCCCCCCCCUUUUUCCCCCCUCUGAAGACGAAGGGCAGAGGAGUGACAGCCGAAUGACAGCCGGCAGCAACUGGAAUGGCAGCAAUUAAGGGGGGUGGGGGGUGGGGGGCUAGGGCAGGGAGGGGACUGGGGAAGUGCACACAGGCCCACACAGACACAUGCACCCACACAGACACAGAGGGAAGGGGUUGGGAUGGGGACUGGGUGCACAUCAAGGCGGGUAGGAAACCCCCCACAGCCCCUCCCGAAACAGCCUCUCCUCCCUUACCUGAUCCCUUCUGUCCUCUCCUUUCCCAUGGUAGGAACAUAGCGUGUUUAUAUUUUAUGGCCAAACUAUUUUGAAUUUUGUUGUCUGGCCUCAGUGCCCUGUCCUCUUCCCUGCAGGACCACAGCUCCCGUCCCCUGGCUUUUGGUCCUCCCCGGUCUCCACCCCAGUUUCUUAAGUAGUUGGUUCUCUUUAGUCUUCCCACCCCUCAACCCUGUGGCCCUUGCCCCUCUCCUCCUCUCUGUGGCAGUUUCAUAUUUGCUAAUACGAAUUUGCUCAUUAAACAUUUUGUUGUAUUUUA
This is a messenger RNA of Jaculus jaculus (lesser Egyptian jerboa), 2176 nucleotides long. It is a transcript of the gene U2af2, whose product is annotated as U2 small nuclear RNA auxiliary factor 2. Lineage: Eukaryota; Metazoa; Chordata; Mammalia; Rodentia; Dipodidae. Gene Ontology annotation, cellular component: U2-type prespliceosome; nucleus; nuclear speck. The transcript is spliced from 12 exons. Gene Ontology annotation, biological process: mRNA processing. The coding region runs from base 126 to 1553 and encodes 475 amino acids. The record is from RefSeq and is a predicted model, not a curated record. Gene Ontology annotation, molecular function: pre-mRNA 3'-splice site binding; poly-pyrimidine tract binding.